AUGGACCCUAAUAAUCACCCACUUCAUUAUGCACAUCUCAAAACAGCAGUGGAAACGCUGAUUACGGCAGUCCACAGCUUCCAACAAAAGAACCCCGAUAAAGAAAUACGGAUCGCAAUUAUUGGCGGACUUGCUGUCCGUCAUUAUAUUGGCGCUACUCGCGAGACCAUGGACGCGGAUGUCCUCAUUACGGGCGUCGACACAACCGAGUGCAUCAAGCGGUCGUUGCAGAGCCAGGUAAUCUUUCCCUGUGCUGGGGACGAAAUCCAAGUCGCUGUUCGGGGGACCUUUAAGAAGGUCGACUUAAUCCCUGAAAGGGUCCUCCGUCCUUUUCCGACUACGCCCACCGAAUUUGUACCUACGUCGGCCGUGCCCAUCCAAAGUCUAGUUCAACCUGGACACAUUCCGUAUCUUGACGAAGUCGAACUGCUUCUUACCAAGAUCCUGAGUUGCUUGGCCAGAUCAUGCCCACGAAAACGUCGCGUCGAUGCAAGGGAUAUAGAUGAUCUCGCCAGGCACUUGACGCCAACUGGGACCAUGACGGUGACUUUGACACCCAUUCAAACCCAGGUUAUGGUUUCUGGCCUCCCUGAGUUCGUACAAUACUCCGCGUUCAGUCUGCUGUGGUGGAGGCAGACUUUCAGUCUACCUUAAGGGGUUUCCAAUUCAUCCACUUCUUCCGGGAUGCGUGUAUCAUCACUGAAGGGACUGAAUUU
Molecule: messenger RNA, 716 nt
Organism: Aspergillus steynii IBT 23096
Lineage: Eukaryota; Fungi; Ascomycota; Eurotiomycetes; Eurotiales; Aspergillaceae
Exons: 2
Coding region: 1-654 (217 amino acids)
Source: RefSeq, a predicted model, not a curated record